UAUUUUUUGGUGAUAGAAGAAAUUCUAGAGUGAGUCCUAUACUUAAGACCUAAGGCAUGGUCAUAGCACCUUAGCCUGCUUUAAUUUGGGCACUUACUCUGAUUUCUGCCCUGGAGUUGAGAUGGUUUUUAGUUUCUUCAUUUGACAGAUAUUUAUACAAUAACAACUCAUGCCCAAAGUAAUUGUAUUUUAUCAUUGUCAUUUCUUGGCUUUUUAGAAAAGCAUUCCUCCAAAAUGGGAAUGUGUGUAUCCCAGGGGUAUAGCAGAUGAUCCAGUGGUGUAUAGGAAUGUUGAAAAUUUUUAAAUUUUUUCUGGAAAAAUUAAGCCUAAUGUUUAAUAUAAAUUGAUUAAAUGUGUGUGUACGUACACACAUAAUAAGAGUUCAUGCUCAGUUUUCACUGAUGGAGGUUCAUAGUCAGUUUGAGACCACUGUUCUAAGAAAGUUCUUCUGUAGAAGUUUUAACAUAUGAUUUUUCCUAACUGUACCAUCUCUGGAAUUACAAAUACUGUUUUACAAAAGAAGAAAAUGAAGCCCAGAGAAGAUCAAGCAGUACAUCCAAGGUCACGUUACAAAGUUUGCUAAUAACUUAGCUGGUACUAGAACUCUGGACUUUAAAGUUUCAGACUAGGACUAAUUUUGCUAAACUCUGUAGCAGCUAAAAUGUGACCUUUAGAACCUUUCUGCCUAUCAGCUCAGUGAUUAAACAGAGGUGACAUAUGUAUUCACAGGUUUUAGCAAUAAAUUCUGUCAACUUUUUUCCUCUAAGAUCCCUUCGUGCAAGAACCUUAAACCAGUUUCCCAAAAGAUGAGCUCUGCAACCUCUGGGUAUAGGCUGAACCUCAUGGCUCUCCUUUUCCCACUUCUCAGAGCUAGGCUGGCUACAGUAAACAUCAUUCAAGAUGUCCAGCAAAGGGAGCAGCACAGAUGGCAAAACAGACUUAGCUAAUGGAAGCCUGUCUAGCAGUCCAGAGGAGAUGUCUGGUGCUGAGGAAGGGAGAGAGACAUCCUCAGGCAUUGAAGUGGAGGCCUCAGACCUGAGCUUGAGCUUGACUGGGGAUGAUGGUGGCCCCAAUCGCACCAGCACAGAAAGUCGAGGCACGGAUACAGAGAGCUCAGGUGAAGACAAGGACUCUGACAGCAUGGAGGACACUGGCCAUUACUCCAUCAAUGAUGAAAACCAAGUCCAUGACCCCUCAGAGGAAGAGGAGGAGGAAGAAGAGGAGGAAGAAGAGCAUCCUCGUCGCCGUGUACAGCGCAAGCGGGCCAAUCGUGAUCAGGACUCAUCCGACGAUGAGCGAGCCCUGGAGGACUGGGUAGCCUCAGAGACAUCAGCCCUGCCCCGACCUCGCUGGCAAGCCCUUCCUGCUCUUCGGGAGCGGGAGCUGGGUUCAAGUGCCCGUUUUGUGUAUGAGGCUUGUGGGGCAAGAGUCUUUGUGCAGCGUUUCCGUCUGCAGCAUGGGCUUGAGGGCCAUACUGGUUGUGUUAAUACCCUGCACUUUAACCAGCGCGGCACCUGGCUGGCCAGUGGCAGCGAUGACCUGAAAGUGGUGGUUUGGGACUGGGUGCGGCGACAGCCAGUAUUGGACUUUGAGAGUGGCCACAAAAGCAAUGUCUUCCAGGCCAAGUUCCUUCCUAACAGUGGUGAUUCUACCCUGGCCAUGUGUGCCCGUGAUGGGCAGGUUCGGGUAGCAGAGUUGUCUGCUACACAGUGCUGCAAGAAUACGAAGCGUGUGGCACAGCACAAGGGAGCAUCCCACAAAUUGGCCCUGGAACCAGACUCUCCCUGUACGUUCCUGUCUGCAGGUGAAGAUGCAGUUGUCUUUACCAUUGACCUUAGACAAGACCGGCCAGCUUCGAAAUUGGUGGUGACAAAAGAAAAGGAGAAGAAAGUGGGGCUGUAUACAAUCUAUGUGAAUCCCGCCAAUACACAUCAGUUUGCAGUGGGUGGACGAGAUCAGUUUGUAAGGAUUUAUGACCAGAGGAAAAUUGAUGAGAAUGAAAACAAUGGAGUACUCAAGAAAUUCUGUCCUCAUCACCUGGUGAACAGUGAGUCCAAAGCAAACAUCACCUGUCUUGUGUACAGCCACGACGGCACAGAGCUCCUGGCCAGUUACAACGAUGAAGACAUUUACCUCUUCAACUCCUCUCACAGUGAUGGGGCCCAGUAUAUUAAAAGAUACAAGGGCCACAGAAAUAACGCCACAGUAAAAGGCGUCAAUUUCUAUGGCCCCAAGAGUGAGUUUGUGGUGAGCGGUAGUGACUGCGGGCACAUCUUCCUCUGGGAGAAAUCAUCCUGCCAGAUCAUUCAGUUCAUGGAGGGGGACAAGGGAGGCGUGGUAAAUUGUCUUGAGCCCCAUCCUCACCUGCCUGUGCUGGCAACCAGUGGCCUAGACCAUGAUGUCAAGAUCUGGGCACCCACAGCCGAAACUUCCACUGAGCUUACAGGGUUAAAGGAUGUGAUUAAGAAGAACAAGCGGGAACGGGAUGAAGAUAGCUUACACCACACUGACUUAUUUGAUAGCCACAUGCUCUGGUUCCUCAUGCAUCACCUGAGACAGAGACGCCAUCACCGGCGCUGGCGAGAACCUGGGGUUGGGGCCACAGACGCAGAUUCGGAUGAGUCUCCCAGCUCCUCAGACACAUCGGACGAGGAGGAGGGCCCCGACCGGGUGCAGUGUAUGCCAUCCUGAGGCCUCGUACCCAGGAGGGGCAGGCCAGGGCUGCCAACCUGAUCCUGCCUGGGCAGCCCUUUCCUGUCCCAGGCCCUUACAUUCAGCAGAAACGCACUUUGGACAUUUUUGCUUUAGAUUUAAAAAAAAAAAAAAAAAAAAAAAAGGAGAAAAAAAAAAAAAAAGACAUCCCAGGAGGACAAGCCAGAGGAGAGCGAACCUGCAGGGGUAUCUAAGAGUGGGAGUUGAGCCCUGCAAUGGGGUUCCAUGGAGAGGUGCGCAGGACUCAGCAGAAAUGGCCUCUCCCCAAAGCCUUCUUUUUUUUUUGGGAGGGGGGAGCCUAUUUUGUUAACUGGUUUUGGGUAAGGAAUGGGGUUUCCUUUUCUUUGAUCUCCCUUGUUUCUUGGGUGGGGGGUGGGGGGUUAACUGGCUGUUCAGUACCAAGGGGCCAGACUGGGAGUGGUAGAAGGGCCACUCUCUCUUUGGUUUUAGGUUUUGACGUUAUUUUCUUUAUUUUUAAAAAGUCUAUGACAGUUGCAUUGUUUUUUCUUCCCCUUGAGCAGCCCUAUCCCAGGAUCCUGUUUCUCUGGGAGGUCCUUAGAGCCCCUAACCAUCCCACACUUUUCACUUUGUUUUCCACCUCAUUCAUUCUCUGUACUUAUUAUCACAGUGUUUUGCACUUGAUUAUGUAUCCUUCACUCUCUUCUCUUCAUCCUGUCAUUCCCUCACUAGGUCUGGUGAGGGAGGUUGGGGGGAGGUGGGAGGAGGGGUAGAAGUGGAAGAAUAGGAAGGAUGUUACCUCUUUUGUUACUUUAAAAAAAAAAAAAGUUUGUUUGGUGGCAGCAAUCUCCCUGUCCCUAUCACUGUUAGAGGCCUACUUUUAUAUCUAUAAAUAUAUUAAAAAGCAAGUUAAAAUUGGAUGUAUCACAUUAAAAUUAUUGUCAAAGUUUAAAUACUAUAUAUUCUCUAUGACUGCAAUAAAGGGACUUAGAGGAGAGUGAGUGAGAGUAAUGAUGCGGAGGUGUCACUUGGGGUCACCCUCCUCUCUGUGUAUGGCCAUUGGGAGAUUGGGGCUCACCCUUUUAGGCUUUAGGAGGCUUGAGAAUGGAAAGAUCCUGAAUCCUGCCUUUCCCUGCUUUCCUGCCGUGGUUUCAGGGUUGGGAAACCCCUUUUAGCUCUUUGCCCCAGGUCUCCUACCUCUCCUUAAGUCUUGUGGGGGUUCCCAGGAUGGCUCUUUUAACCACAGACUGGCCCAUCUUUAAAACUUGACUGAACUGUGGCUUCAGGAAGAGGUCUGCCACUGCAGGCCAUCUCUCCUAGUACUGUGUGUAACAGAAAACACAGUCUUACCUUUAGCUGCUUGAUUCUUUAAGCCAUCCCACUCCACACCAGCUCCCUUCCUCAUGGAAGAGCACAGGGAGAGACCUCCUGGGUUUGACUGUAUACCUUAUCCACCUCUUUUGGGAUUGAAGGAAUGAUUAAGGUGGCUGGGGCUCAGACACCUGUCGUAUCACUGGUCACUGAAUAUGAAAGUCCCAGUUGAAUUCUUGCCCUUAAAUGCUUUUGCUGCUAUUUCUUUGCCCCCCACCAGGAAUUCUGCAUCCUGGGACGGUCAGAUUCUACUAGAACAGGACAGGAAGGAAGGGAAGAGUGAAAGGAUGGAAUUCCCAGAUACUCCUUCCUCCUGCCCCUUUUUCCUAGCAGCACUCAGACCAAAUGUUAGCUGCUGCACUUCCUCCCUGAAGUGGGGAAUGUGUGGUGACUGAGUGGUCUGUGUUCUUCUUGCUGGUGGGGUGAUGGAGUGGGCUGAAAACCGUGCACUCUGGAAUUUGUUGUGUAUUUUCUCUCAGUAAAGCUUUUUUUUUUUUUUCUGA
This is a messenger RNA of Sus scrofa (pig), 4544 nucleotides long. The record is from RefSeq and is a predicted model, not a curated record. NCBI's taxonomy places the organism in Eukaryota, Metazoa, Chordata, Mammalia, Artiodactyla, Suidae.